Messenger RNA from Leptosia nina, 444 nucleotides. The record is from the annotation of a GenBank genome assembly. NCBI's taxonomy places the organism in Eukaryota, Metazoa, Arthropoda, Insecta, Lepidoptera, Pieridae.
AUGAGUGAAGAAGACCACUAUGCAGAAGUUGAUAUAUCUGAUGAAUUAGAGGAUUCUGAAAACCUCUUUAAAAAUGAAAAACAAUUUGAAGUUAACGAAGACGAACCAAAUUCUAUACAGAACUCUGAAGUCCUGAUUAGUGAAGAUCCUGAUUCAGGAGAGAAAAAAGUCACAAAUGUAAAGACAGACGUUGUUCGCAUCACAAAGUUACCAAUGGCUAGAAUAAAGAAUAUAAUGAAAAUGGAUCCCGAUGUACAUGUUGUGAAUUCCGAAGCUGUAUUUCUUGUUACGAAGGCGACGGAAAUGUUUCUAGAAACAAUUGCAAAGGAAACCUAUAACUAUACAUUACAACACAAACGGAAGACAAUAGCUAAGAAAGAUUUGGAUGUUAUUAUCAAUAAAGUGGACUGUUUGUGUUUUUUAGAAGGUGCUAUGGACUUUUAA